AUGACUAAAGGAAUUUUCAAUGAACAGAUGAAACCGUCUUCGUAUGUGAAAGAGAUCGCUUCAACUGCAUCAACAAGUGAUACGUUGCCAACAAUAGGGUUACCAGAUGGAGGCUGUCCGGUCGGAACAGUUCCUAUUAGACGAUACACAAAAGAAGAUCUUAUUAGACAUAAACUUUUGCCACCAUCGGAAGAUAACACAAUUGAUCGACAUACUAAUAGGGACAACUUCACUGAUACCAAAGAUAGAAGGAUUAAACCUUUGAAAGGGUACAAGCGGGCUAUCGUUACAACUGAAGAUAAUCCAAAUAACACGUUCGGAGGAGCUUCGAUGAUAGCUGCUAUAUACAAUCCUAGCAGCGUAGGUCAACAACAUAGUGCAUGUCGUUUGAAACUUAUUAAAGGAAAAAGUAUUAUACAAACGGGUUGGAGAGUUGACCCUACUUUAUAUGGCGAUAACAGGACUAGGAUAUUCAUACAUUUCGACGAUGGUACAAAUUCCUGUUUCGAUUUGUUAUGUCCGAGCUUUGUACUUAUAACCACACGACUGUCUUUUGGUCAACCAUUUCCUCACAUAUCGCAAAUUAAUGGGAAACAUUUUGACUGGGGAUUUCGCAUAAAUUGGGACGUAAAGAAGGGGAAUUGGUGGCUUUUCCUUGAAGAGACUCGUAACAAUUAUGUACCAAUUGGUUUUUGGCCUCGUGAGGUGUUUGAUGACUUUGACUAUUAUGCAACAAGAGUUGAAUGGGGCGGAGUCGUAUAUAGUCCACCAGGAAUACUUGAACCACCUAUGGGUUCAGGGCUUUAUGCUUUUAUAAGAAACGCUAAAGUUAUUGCAUAUUGCAGAAAUAUUACAGCUUUAAAUGAUAAGGGUGAAUAUAUAAAUUUAGGUGAGCUGCCAACAUUUACAACCAAUCCUAUGUUGUACAAUGCAAUAGAUGUUCCAGAUAAUGGGAUUCGUUAUAACCAUACUAUCUUUUAUGGCGGAGCUGGUGAGAUAUAA
Nicotiana tabacum (common tobacco) is the source of this 1002-nucleotide messenger RNA. The record is from RefSeq and is a predicted model, not a curated record. NCBI's taxonomy places the organism in Eukaryota, Viridiplantae, Streptophyta, Magnoliopsida, Solanales, Solanaceae.